AUGCCUAGUCUUGUGGUAUCUGGAAUAAUGGAAAGAAAUGGGGGAUUUGGGGAACUGGGAUGUUUCGGAGGAAGCGCGAAGGACCGGGGUCUCCUGGAAGACGAGCGGGCCCUCCAGCUCGCCCUGGAUCAACUCUGCCUCCUUGGUUUGGGGGAGCCCCCCGCCCCCACGGCGGGUGAGGACGGGGGAGGUGGGGGGGGCAACGCCUCCGCCCCGCCAACUGCUCCCCCUCAGCCUGCCCCGCCGCCGCCACCCCCGGCGCCCCCGGCGGCCCCGCCGGCGGCCCCCCCGGCCCAGCCGCCCCAGCCACCGGCGGCCCCUAAAGGGGCAGGCGAUGCCAAGCUCUGCGCCCUGUACAAAGAGGCCGAGCUGCGGCUCAAGAGUAGCAGCAACACCACGGAGUGUGUCCCCGUGCCCACAUCGGAACACGUGGCGGAGAUCGUGGGCAGACAAGGCUGCAAGAUCAAGGCCCUACGAGCAAAGACUAACACCUACAUCAAGACCCCUGUGCGAGGUGAAGAGCCAGUAUUUAUGGUGACAGGACGCCGGGAGGAUGUGGCCACUGCCCGACGAGAGAUCAUUUCAGCAGCUGAGCACUUCUCCAUGAUCCGGGCCUCUCGAAACAAGUCAGGUGCUGCCUUUGGAGUAGCACCAGCUCUCCCUGGCCAGGUCACUAUUCGGGUUCGAGUACCGUAUCGUGUGGUGGGGUUAGUGGUAGGGCCCAAGGGGGCCACCAUCAAGCGCAUCCAGCAGCAGACUAACACCUACAUCAUCACACCCAGCCGGGACCGAGACCCUGUCUUUGAAAUCACUGGUGCGCCAGGCAACGUGGAACGAGCUCGAGAGGAGAUUGAGACCCAUAUUGCUGUUCGCACUGGCAAGAUUCUUGAGUACAACAAUGAGAAUGACUUUCUAUCAGGUAGCCCUGACCCUGCUCUGGAGAGCCGCUAUUCCGAGGCCUGGAGAGUCCAUCCACCAGGUUGCAAACCCCUCUCCACCUUCCGACAGAACAGCCUUGGUUGUAUUGGAGAGUGUGGUGUUGAGUCAGGAUUCGAGGCGCCACGGCUCGGGGAACAAGGGGGUGACUUUAGCUAUGGUGGCUACCUGUUCCCUGGCUAUGGGGUUGGCAAGCAGGAUGUGUACUAUAGUGUGGCUGAGACUAGUCCUCCACUCUGGGCUGGCCAAGAGAAUGCCACCCCCACCUCCGUCCUUUUCUCCUCUGCCUCCUCAUCUUCAUCCUCUUCAGCCAAGGCCCGGGCUGGUCCCCCAGGGUCACACCGCUCACCAGCCCCAGCGUCAGCAUCGUCAGCUGUCCCAGAGCUGGCUGGGCUUCCAAGGCGACCACCUGGGGAACCCCUCCAGGGCUUCUCCAAACUUGGGGGAGGUGGGCUGAGGAGCCCAGCUGGAGCAGGGGGUGGGCGGGACUGUAUGGUGUGCUUCGAGAGUGAGGUCACGGCAGCCCUGGUCCCUUGUGGACACAACCUCUUCUGCAUGGAGUGUGCUGUACGAAUCUGCGAGAGAACCGAUCCUGAGUGUCCUGUUUGUCACAUUACAGCCACACAAGCCAUCCGAAUAUUCUCCUAA
Molecule: messenger RNA, 1584 nt
Organism: Trichosurus vulpecula (common brushtail)
Lineage: Eukaryota; Metazoa; Chordata; Mammalia; Diprotodontia; Phalangeridae
Gene: MEX3A
Product: mex-3 RNA binding family member A
Exons: 2
Coding region: 1-1584 (527 amino acids)
Molecular function (GO): RNA binding
Source: RefSeq, a predicted model, not a curated record